AUGAAACUGUACUGGACAAUAUUAUGGUCUCUAUGGGCAGCCAGACUUUUACAGCAGCCUACCGUCGUAGUUCAAGUAAGUGGCGGACUGCUACGUGGCACCAUCGCUCCAGACGGCACGCAUGCCCAAUACUUGGCUAUACCGUAUGCAACGGUACGGCCAAGGAACAGAUUUCAGGCACCUGAUCCUGAACCAACAUGGGAUGGAGUUUUCAACGCCAUAAACGAAAAUGUACGAUGUCCACAAAGAUAUGACAAGAUGUUCGUCUUUGGUCAAGAAAAUUGUUUAACUUUAAACAUUUACACGCCAGUAGAUGCGAUACCAUCUUCACAAUUACCAGUCAUGGUGUUUAUACACGGCGGUGCUUUCUUAGAGGGUUCUGCAUCAAGGAAUUUAUACGGGGCUACAUAUUUAGUGUCUAAAGGCGUAAUAUUAGUCACUAUUAAUUAUAGAUUAAACAUCCAAGGCUUCGCAUGUCUGGGAAUUAAGGAAGCACCGGGUAAUGUUGGUUUAAAAGAUCAAGUUGCUGCAUUGAAAUGGAUAAGGACAAAUAUAAAGGCGUUUGGUGGUGAUAUGGAUAAUGUAACAAUAUUUGGAGAGAGUGCCGGGUCUGCGUCCGUGUCUUUUCACGUUCUUUCCCCGAUGUCCAAAGGAUAUUUUCAGAAGGCAAUACUUCAAAGCGGGUCGUCUCUUUCGCCUUGGGCGAUGCAGUACAGACCAAUAUAUAUGGCAAGCCUUCUAGCUAAAGCGAUGGGUUACAAUGCAGUAAGCGCUCGUGAAAUUUAUAAUAUAUUUAUGAAUAAAUCAGAUACAGAGCUUUUAGUUACAAGAGUACCAAGAAAGGAAGGUAAUGUUGUUUUCUCUGAAAUCCUUUAUGUGCCAUGUGUAGAAGAAAAAAUAGAUGGCGUGGAGCCGUUCUUGAUAGACAUACCUUACAAUAUAUUAACAAAAGGUGAUUUCAAUAAAGUUCCCAUGAUGAUUGGAUUGAACAGCGAAGAAGGAUUUCUUUUUGCGUCAUUGGAAAACGAUACGACGAUACCGAACAUUGAAAUAGAAAAAUCUUUGCCCAAAGAUUUGACAUUUACCACACAUUAUGAAAGAAGAGAGGUAGCAGCGAAGCUGCAUAAGCUAUACUUUGGAGAUAAGAAAAUUUCACAAGAGACGAUACUGAAAAUAGCUAAGUUUCAGGGUGACGCUUAUUUAAGUAGCUCAAUUUUAGAGGAAACAGAAUAUAUUCUUUAA
This is a messenger RNA of Parnassius mnemosyne (clouded apollo), 1242 nucleotides long. The record is from the annotation of a GenBank genome assembly. Lineage: Eukaryota; Metazoa; Arthropoda; Insecta; Lepidoptera; Papilionidae.